AUGACCAGUGCUUUGGAAGUCGAUUGUGGUACAAACAGUUUUUUUCACGACAAAAAGAGCAUGUCCGCUGGAAAUUCUUCGUAUGUUCAUCUGUUGGCAGGAGGGUACGUUGUUGACAGAAAGUUUUUUCGUUGGAGGAAGCGAUUUAUUCCACAACAUGCUGUACGACAUUACGUUGAAUGUUUACAGGCUAGGCUUACGUUUGUGGCUUGUUUUGGAGUAGUUCUCAGUAUUAAAGAUCUUUGGAGAUGCUUAUAUUAGAAAGAACUUAUGCUGUACAAGAACUAAUUAACUUUGCGAUGCUUAAGGUUGAAACAGAUACCGGGGCCACUAAGUAAGCUUAUAUACGGAGUUUCUUAGUGCACGCCAAGGCACGCGAAGCGAGUGACUGUUUUUGUGAAUUUCCUCUGAAAUAAGCGCUUUUCAGUUUUCCAAUUUCAUUUAUGCUUUCAAUUUUUAUUGUGAGGGCAAUUCUGUACAUAUCAUGUGUUGUGAUUAUGUAGGUUUUCAUUUAAAAUCUCAAAUAGUUCAUAUUCGUCUUGUUUACAACUUGUUGGCGCGCUUCGUUAGAAAUGCUUCAGUGCUGAGGGAACGCUCCCCUGAUACAAACAUUUGUAAGACGAAUUUAAGCAUAAGUUUGAAUCCUUUCUCUAGGAUUGGAGGAACAGUGGGUGCUACUUUAACUUGUCCCCUGGAAGUCGUAAAGACGAGAUUACAGGUAGGAUACGAAACAUUCGUUAGCUAAAAACAGUUUUCAGUGCAAGCGUGACUGGCUAUGUACAGUAAACGAGGAAGUUUGCAUGUUAUGUUCUAGAGUGCAUGCAAUGCAUGCAUUUGGUCAUGCUUAUGCCGAUGGUUUUCCUUAUAAUACUACAUAUUUAUUUUGUUCUGUUUCUGUAUUUGGACUCUUAAACUAUGUAGAAGAUUUUGUUCCUGUAAGAUGUAAAAUAGAAUGAAAUUUUUUCAAUUUGAAGGUCAAAAUCGGAUGCAUAAACAGUUGUAGAAUUUCUGCUAUACUGCCAGGGCUUGUCUGUAUUCCAAGAAAGUCAGCUCUUGCUGGCCAAGAACGAGCUGUUUUUCAAAUGUAGCCCGUUUCGAUAUUGGAAUGAAUUGGUAUGAUGUUUGUUUACAGUGUUGCGACACACUAGCAACCUGUAGAUUGGACUACAGAGGCAAGAUUGAGAUUAGUCAGAAUUCUGGGGACGUUUCUGGUCUCACCUCUUUUUGCUGACUAGUACAUGAAGCUGGAAGGGACACGAUUGGUGUGACAUGUGACACAAGUUCAUGUUCUCGCUCAGUCGAAAGGUCCCUAUUAGGCAACAAGUUGUUGUGGCCUGUUUCUGUGACAAACCAUUCUGUCAGGUGGAUUGGAUCAGUUGGCAUGUCUCAACCACACAACUCAAGGAUAAAUUUCGGAGAAGAUUCCCUUGUGUAAUAUGUACAAUUUUUGUGAAAAUCUCUGCACAGCAGAAUUUUUCUCUGUGACAAGUUUCCUUUAUUGUGGGAAGAACUGCCAAUGUGCUGAGUCCAUGUCACAAGAAGAAACUUGUUGUCAGGACUUGAUGCCCAUUGUUUCCAAGACAUCUGACAAGUAAUUUGAUUAGUUGUCAUUAUGUGACGUUAUUGUCUAACAAAUCAUUUUAUUUGUUCUUUAGUCCUCAGUGCCCACUUUUAGACAUGUUUUGUGUCCAACAGCCUCAGGUUCAGGGGUAUGGACAAUUCCAGUGGCGAUUUCCCCUACAAGACCUGUUGGCAUCCUUUCUUGCUUAAGACACAUCAUACAGACUGAAGGAGUCGUGGCAUUGUUUAAAGGUCUUGGACCCACACUGGUCGGUGUCGCACCAUCCAGAGCGAUGUACUUUAUGGUGUAUGCAAAUGCCAAACAUGCACUCAACAACAGCGGCGUGGUGCUUCGAGACAGCAAGCUUGUACACAUUGGCUCGGCUCUUUCUGCAGGUUAGCAUUGUAAAUUUUUCUUAUCAUUUGAUUUACACAUCUGAGAUUGUUUACCCACUCAGCAGGGCACGUCCAAAUCUUAGACAACGAGUAAAUGUCUUUAUCAUUUGACUGCAUCAUGCCAGCCUCCUGUCAGCUGGGAAGUGCUCUGGAAUAAUUUUUGCUGAUGAUUUGAGUUUCUUGCCUGGGUAAAGAAUACCCUUACAGAACAUCAGUGCAAUUCUUCAUGUUGGUGCCCCAAAACAAUCAAAUGGCAGCCAUGUCUGUUCCCAAACCAGUCUUGUGGAAGUUGAGCCUUUCUCUUUUGAGAAAAACGUUCUCUUGCUCUAAUAAAUUUGCUAGCCAUGCAAGCGAAAAGGCUCUAUACCAUAGUUUAUCAUUGGUACAUAAAAACACAUAGACCACCCAGUCAAAAACAAAUUUUAAUAGCCAUCUUUUAAAUAUUCUGUUGUCAACAGUUUUCUCACUGUUUUUCUGUUUUUGCUGUAUAGUAAAUCAGUACCUCAUCCACUCUAACAAAUGCCCUUUUUGUUCAUAGGUUUUGUCACUUCAACAUUGUCUAGUCCACUUUGGGUUGUGAAAACAAGACUUCAACUUGAUAAUAAGUGAGUACUGGGAGAAUAUUGAUAAAAUGCAGUAUUAUUAAUUCACAAAAUAAUUAUUAAUGAAGCAAGGCAUUGUAUAUCACAUGGCUGUAGCGAUUAUAGAUAUUCAGAUGUUCUUGCCCUAUGGGUAGAAACUUCUCGUAAUUUCCAGUCAAAUCACAAACAUAGGUAUAUUUUAUGCUAUUUUGAAAGGGGUUGUCAUAAAAAAUGUGAUGUAUCAAAAAUAGCUGGAUGCAUUUAACUAUUUUAAAGUAUUUGAAGGUGAGGACAAUUUCUGGAUUGAAUGUAUUAUUUUUAGCUCAUAGUGUUACUUUGACAUGCUUAGAUUCUUUGCUAUGAAUUCAUGCUUCUUGUACUAAUAAGUAAUGUUGAUUAUUUCAGAAACACAACAAGAGGACAGAUAACAAAACUCAUUCAUAGUAUUUGGAAGACAGAUGGAUUAAAGGGUUUUUAUCGUGGACUAACUGCAACAUAUUUUGGGACAAGUGAGACUGUCAUUCAUUUUGUUAUUUAUGAACACAUCAAAGCUAAACUUCAAAGACAUCACUUUAAGGUGCGAGGAACUAGCGAGAAAAACAUCAUAGACUUCUUUCAAUAUAUGAUGGCUGCGGCAACUUCCAAGUGCAUAGCAUCCAUUGCAGCGUAUCCUCAUGAAGUGAUCAGGACAAGGUUACGACAAAAAGAGCUGGACGGAAAGAGAAGAUACCACUCAUUUUUUCAAGCUUUUAGGAAAAUAUUCCGUGAAGAAGGAAGAGCUGGACUUUAUGGUGGGCUAGGUACUCACCUUCUUCGACAAGUUCCGAACACAGCGAUCGUCUUUUUAACGUAUGAAGCUGUAGUUCAUUGCUUAAGUAAAGAUGACCUUCCAUGAAACCAGGGGGCUAUACACUACAGUAAAUGUGUACUCACAUUGACAUCCUUAAUGUUUUGGCUGAACAGUGAUUUAGUGAAGCUUGAGUAACAAGUACUUUAUUUUUUCAGUAUAAAUGUUGACAGCAAAUGACAUGAAAGAAAUUUUUUGUGGGAAAAGAAAGACUUAAAGACACUGUGCAAAGUUUGUGUAAAAUAGUGACUGGUUUUAUGCAGGCAGUACAUUCAUUUUUAUUCGUUCAGUGUUGUUUUUAAAUUGUAUAUUAUUGGUAGGCUGCUAGUACAUGUAUAAUAUAUAGGCGAAUCUUUGCUGACGUCAUUGUUUACAUUUUUGCUCAUGUGCAUACGAGUAAACCCAUAGAGGUGUCAUUGUAGGCACAAAUAAUAUUGAAUUCAACAAUUUAAACAGUUGGUUAAUUUGAGCAAUUUGUGUUAUUUUUAGCUCUUUGUGAGCAACAGCAAAGGAAAUAGCUACCACUGAAAACUGCAAAAUUGCUGGGUGGCAAAGACGUUAAUAACCCAUACAUUCUUUUGAAAGUUUUGAGUUUUUAAAAGAAAAUUUCUCUAAAAGUAUUUGGUAUGUCAGGCUCAAAUUUUCACUGACAACUGAAAUUGUUAUGUUCUUUUGACAUUCAGAGUUUAUUUUAAUAGGUUGAUCAGAGAAUAAAAAGCAUAUGCUAAUGAGGCAAAAAUGUAAACAAAGAUUCGCCUGUAGUGUGAAAUGUUUCUAGACAACCCAUGAAUCACUAGAACUUUAAAUGUAGUUUUAAUCUAGUGCACAUAUUGUCAUUUCAAGGGUAAAAAGAUUCAAAUUUUAUACAGUUGUACAUAAAAAUGUUCCAAGAACCCUGACAAUUUUAUAUUUAAUAAGAUAUUAUUGAAAAAUUAAAGGUGUAACAUAAAAAAUUCUGGUUUUCUCAGAGAGUUUUUACAGUGUUAAAAAGAAUUAUUAUUUUGUCACUUUUGGAGUCUAAUUCUUACCUUGAGUGACUCUACCGUUUUGGUUCAGAAUUAACUCUGCUAUUUAAUUAUUUAGGGAAAUGUGACAAGCUCAAAUUUUGUAACUACCACUUCAUGGUGACUUAAC
This is a messenger RNA of Porites lobata, 4518 nucleotides long. The record is from the annotation of a GenBank genome assembly. Lineage: Eukaryota; Metazoa; Cnidaria; Anthozoa; Scleractinia; Poritidae.